Messenger RNA from Photinus pyralis (common eastern firefly), 2861 nucleotides. RefSeq lists its product as uncharacterized. Lineage: Eukaryota; Metazoa; Arthropoda; Insecta; Coleoptera; Lampyridae. The record is from RefSeq and is a predicted model, not a curated record. The transcript has 7 exons. Bases 905 to 1960 code for a protein of 351 amino acids.
UGUGUUUGGUGUAUCAAUUGAAAAUAUGUUAACAAUUUAAAGCUGGCAGAAACUCAAUUUAGUUUAUUCUAACAAUACCAUGGUGUUUAUGUAGCAAUAUAAUGUAAAUACUGUAUGCACGGAUAAUAUGGUGACGAUGGUUGUAAACUAACCAACAAAGACAAUUUUACUCAUCAAUACCUUUUGGUUGUAGAUGUGUAAAGUUUAGGUAUAAAACUUAUUGUUAACAUAGUAUGGUCGAACUUGUACACCUUCAAAAAAAUUUUGCUAGGCAUACAACAUGCGCGUCUAUAGCAGCAAAAAAAUGAUCAAAACAACAAUAUAUUGUUGGUAGUGCUACUAAACUCCGUAAUUAAAAUACGUACUUCAGUUGUUGGAGUUACAAUUUAUAUGUGUAAAGCCGCAAAUGAAUUUGAUACAACGCCUACAUAGUAUAAGAAAUGCAAAAUCUGCAAUGAUUAAAAUAACCGCGCACAAUAAUGUAUUCGGUCACAUAUUUUAAUUUUCACAUUUUUGUGCAUCGUGCAUGCCGUAAAGAUGGAUUUUGUGGUGGAUAAGUUGAAAGAAUGGGGCCGGAGGACUUGAUUGAAAUUUUUUCUCGUAAGUACCCGAUACAUUUACCUAUAUUUUUGAGAGUUAUGCCUUCUAUCUAUAUCUAAAACGCGAAAUUGCACAUUUCAAUUUUUAAGAAAAAUGUUAUACCUCCAUUGCUUUUUAUCACGCGUUCAACGUUCCUAUUGCCAUUGUGGUUUGCAAAAUUUUUGUUUACAACGGUUUGCAGUGUGCAAUUUCUACUCAUUGUAUGAACUUCCUUGUUUGAUAUACUUACUUAGUUUAACGACCUACCGUUUUUUUUUUAGAAAACCAAAUCGACAACGAAGUUUUUUUAAAUUUAACGGAGUCGAUGAUUAAGGAAUUAAUUCCACAAGUGGGAUUACGGUAUAAAUUUUCGAAAAAUUAUAAUAACAUAUUCGGCAAUUCUCUAAUAAUUGGUACUGAUGAGGAACCAUUGUCUUCCUCAUCAAGUACAUGUACAAUUACAUCAGCUGAUGUAAAUGAUCAAAUAACGACUUUGUUUCUUCCGGUACCAUCCAGCUCAAUUGAUGAUGCAUUAGAUACAUCAAAUCCACAAUUUGGACAUAUUAAUCCGCAAGGUGAUGCGGACGUAAACACAGAUUUGCGCCAACUACUGGAAAAAGAGCGCGUACGGGGAAAGGAAAUUUUACAAAGUUACAAACUCUUCAAAACAUUUAAUAGGUCUACACUAGCAGAUAUUAUCAUAGAAAAUCAGUUAAAAGAUGACCCCAAUGCAAGAAUUAAUUCCGCUACGUUUACGGAGAUAUCCCAAAAAAUAGCCCAAACAUUUCCUGGAGAGUUAGCAGGAUCAUAUUAUAUUCCAUACUGUAAAUCUUCCGAUGGAAGGGUAUCGACAGCUAAGGGGAUUUUAUGGGAUAAAUAUGUAAAUAAAAGGCGCAAUUUUCGACGACUACAAAUAAUCACAAAGAAAUCCAAUACAUCUACCAUCACUUCACCUGUUCAACAAAGUGAAAAUGACAAUAUUUCAAGUGAGGAACUUCAGGAGUUGGACACAUGGCUGCGCAACAAUGUAAUGCCGUGGAAUCUUGUCAUAGAAAAUUGGCAAAAAACGCUCCGAAUUAGACAAAAAUUUGAAACAAUAGACACUUAUUUCCGAGACUAUCCUUCUUUAAGGCAACCUUCUGGGUAUUUGUUGUUGGAACUUGACUUUGACGCAUUAUUUACUGGAAAAGGAAACCACUUACUAAAUAAGUGGCUAAAUUUUUCCGAGCGGAUACUUAAACUAGUAGAAACAAAAAAAGACAACACAACAGGCAAAAAUUUUCUGAAGAACUAUAAUUACCAAUCAUAUAAUGAAAGACAAAAAGAAGUAUUGGGAUUUGCAUUAUUACCGCUAAUUAUACCACCCUGUCCCAUUAAAUAAAAAAAAAGUGGUACGCGAUACAAACCUUCGAAAGUAGAAACACAAGAAGCAUUUUGUUGUAUUAUAGAGGUAGUUAAAAUUAUUUGUUAAGUUAAAUUAAAUAUAUAUUUUUAGGAUAUUAGCAAAUUAGAAGAAAAGUUGGAGAGUCGAAGGAAUAAACUCUUAACUUUUGGUGAAACAUUACAACCAUCCGUAGUUUUAGUUGGAACUGUAGACGGAAUUACAUCUUCUUACGUAAUCAUCAAUGACACUCAAUAUAAAUUGGAAACACCAAUGAAAGCUGUAGAUGUCUGUUUCAAGGUAUAUCAUGCAACUAAUGCCAAGUAUCCAAUAGAAGCGGAACAUAUUUGGACGUUUAUACAGCAAUAUAUUUAUGAAAUUUAUACGCCAUCGGAUAGAUCGUUUGUAAGUUUGAAUGCAUUCACUUCAGAUAUAAAUAGCAUAGUAACCUAAGAAAAUGAAAUGUUUUAAGUGCAAAUGUGAACUAAGCUCAAACACUUUACUUCUUUCACAUUUAAAACAUGUGCAUUAUUUAAAACACCAAGAUAUUCAUAAGUGUAUUGACUGCAAUCGAACAUACAGUAACUUAAAUGCAUUCAAAAAGCAUUUAAAUAAAAAUCACGUUUUGAUAUCUAAUUCUACUUUAAGGGAGGCUACUCCUUUAGACAGUGCAAUAAGUUUGGAUGUUCCAUUGAAUCAAUCAAUUAAUUUGCUAGAUAACGUUAACCAUGAGUCAGUACAUUCACCACAUGAUUUUGUAACCCCCCUUUAUCCAAAAAAUAACAUAGACAUUAAUGCAGAAUGCCUUAAAUUAGUUAGUAGUUUAUACUGCCAUUCUUACGUUAAUCGUAAUUCUGUUCAAAUAUUUGUUGAAAGUAUUAAACGAUUCAUUGACGAUUUU